AUGGCUGCAUACGACAGAAAAGUGGCAGCUCCCAAGGAGGGGCUUCCGAUGGUCCCCUGGGCCCCCGAGGAGGGCCCGAGGCCGGACCAGGAAGCCCAGGACCAGGUGAAGGAUCGAGGCCAGUGGAACAACAAGAUGGAGUUCGUGCUGUCCGUGGCUGGGGAGAUCAUCGGGCUGGGCAACGUCUGGAGGUUCCCCUACCUCUGCUACAAAAACGGGGGAGGAGCCUUCUUCAUCCCCUACUUCAUCUUCUUCUUCUCCUGUGGCAUCCCGGUGUUCUUCCUGGAGGUGGCGCUGGGCCAGUACACCAGCCAGGGCAGCGUCACAGCCUGGCGGAAGAUCUGCCCCCUCCUCCAGGGCAUCGGGCUGGCGUCUGUAGUCAUCGAGGCCUAUCUGAACGUCUACUACAUCAUCAUCCUGGCCUGGGCCCUCUUCUACCUGUUCAGCUCCUUCACCUCCGAGCUGCCCUGGACCACCUGCGCCCACUCCUGGAACACAGAGCACUGCAUGGACUUCCUGAACCACUCCGCAGCCAGCACAACGGGCCCGUCCGAGAAUGUCACAUCCCCCGUUAUGGAAUUCUGGGAGCGACGUGUUCUCAGCAUCAGCCCCGGCAUCCAGCACCUGGGUGGCGUGCGCUGGGAGCUGGCCCUGUGUCUCCUGCUCGCCUGGAUCAUCUGCUACUUCUGCAUUUGGAAGGGCGUCAAGAUCACGGGCAAGGUUGUCUACUUCACAGCCACAUUUCCCUACCUGAUGCUGGUCAUCCUGUUGGUUCGAGGCGUCACCCUGCCUGGAGCCUACGAGGGCAUCAUCUACUACCUGAAACCAGAUUUGCUUCGGCUCAAGGACCCCCAGGUGUGGAUGGACGCGGGCACCCAGAUCUUCUUCUCCUUCGCCAUCUGCCAGGGGUGCCUGACAGCCCUGGGCAGCUACAACAAGUACCACAACAACUGCUACAGGGACAGCAUCGCGCUCUGCUUCCUCAACAGCGGCACCAGCUUCGUGGCCGGGUUUGUGGUCUUCUCCAUCCUAGGCUUCAUGUCCCGGGAGCAGGGGGUGCCCAUCUCUGAAGUGGCUGAGUCAGGCCCCGGCCUGGCCUUCAUCGCCUUCCCCAAGGCCGUGACCAUGAUGCCCCUGUCCCAGCUGUGGUCCUGCCUCUUCUUCAUCAUGCUUAUCUUCCUCGGGCUGGACAGCCAGUUUGUCUGUUUGGAGUGCCUGGUGACGGCCUCCAUGGACAUGUUCCCCAGGCAGCUCCGGAGGAGCGGGCGGCGGGAGCUCCUGAUCCUUGCCAUCGCAGUCACAUGCUGCCUGAUCGGGCUCUUCCUGGUCACUGAGGGCGGGAUGUACCUCUUUCAGCUGUUUGAUUACUACGCCUGCAGCGGCACAUGCCUGCUCUUCCUUUCCGUGUUUGAGGUGAUCUGUGUCGGCUGGGUGUAUGGGGCCGACCGUUUCUAUGACAACGUGGAAGACAUGAUUGGCUACCGGCCGUGGCCCCUGGUGAAGAUCUCCUGGCUCUUCCUGACCCCUGGCCUCUGCCUGGCCACUUUUUUCUUCUCCUUGAGCAAGUACACACCUCUCAAAUACAACAAUGUCUAUGUGUACCCGGCCUGGGGAUACUUCAUCGGCUGGUUCCUGGCUGGUUCCUCCAUGGGCUGUGUCCCUCUCUUCAUCAUCGUCACCCUCUUGAAGACCCGGGGUUCCUUCAAGAAGCGCCUGCGGCAGCUCGUUGCCCCUGAUCCCAGCCUGCCGCAGCCCAAGAGACACCUGUGUCUGGAUGGUGGCAGCAGCCGGGACUGCGGGCCCGCCCCACUUAAGGAGGGCCUCAUGGCUGGGGAGAAGGAGACGCACUUGUAG
Messenger RNA from Budorcas taxicolor (takin), 1854 nucleotides. RefSeq names its product solute carrier family 6 member 12 (gene SLC6A12). Gene Ontology annotation, cellular component: plasma membrane. Gene Ontology annotation, molecular function: gamma-aminobutyric acid:sodium:chloride symporter activity. The transcript has 14 exons. NCBI's taxonomy places the organism in Eukaryota, Metazoa, Chordata, Mammalia, Artiodactyla, Bovidae. The record is from RefSeq and is a predicted model, not a curated record. The coding region runs from base 1 to 1854 and encodes 617 amino acids. Gene Ontology annotation, biological process: neurotransmitter transport; sodium ion transmembrane transport.